This is a messenger RNA of Hibiscus syriacus, 519 nucleotides long. RefSeq lists its product as uncharacterized. The coding region runs from base 1 to 519 and encodes 172 amino acids. The record is from RefSeq and is a predicted model, not a curated record. NCBI's taxonomy places the organism in Eukaryota, Viridiplantae, Streptophyta, Magnoliopsida, Malvales, Malvaceae. The transcript has a single exon. Gene Ontology annotation, molecular function: nucleic acid binding.
AUGGCCACACCUCGCAAUGAUUACAAGACUAUGCUGAAAUUCAUGGACAAAAAUAUAUUCGCGCAUUUUAGAGCACCGGGAGCAAUUAUCAGUGAUGAAGGCACUCACUUCAACAACAAAUUAAUUGCUAAGGCAUUGAAGAGAUACGGGGUAUGCCAUAGAGUUGCCACGACACAUAUCCCUAGACUAAUGGGUAAGUUGAGGUCUUCGAUCGUGAGAUCAUAUAGAUUCUUGAGAAGAUUGUCAACACUGUGGGCCUACUGCACAACAUUCAAAACACCACUCGGAAUGUCCCCAUUCAAGUUAGUCUUUGGCAAGGCAUGUCGUUUGCAUGUGGAAUUAGAAUAUAAUGCUUUUUGGGCCAUUAAGAAAGUAAAUAUGGAUGCACAACUUGUUGGAGAGAGAAGAUUGUUGGAGCUAAAUGAGAUGGACGAAUUUAGAGCUCAGGCAUAUGAAAAUGCCCUCAUUUUCAAAGAAAAGACAAAAAGAUGGCAUAACAGAAAAAUUUUGCCUAGGUAA